AUGGUACCAGAUACGUGGAUUUUCCACGUCACCUGGUACGACCACCAGGCUGAUAUUGUCAAGCAACUCACUUUAUCUUAUCGUCGAUCAGACAACUGCGUAGAGCUUUACGACCCUAAGCUUCGACGCCUGUUUCUAAGACGAACACCAGCGCCAAUGCCUCUGGAAGAUCACCUGUACGUGGGCAACACCGUUACUAUAGUGUCGCGGCAACUCAAGAUCGUUGACUAUGGCGAUGAGCGCACGCGUUGUGCUCUCGCCCCUCGAUUCCAGAAAGCGGUCAUGGUAGUAAAGCCACACGCACAGGAACAUCUUGGAUCCAUACUGCAGCGACUACUGGACAGCGGAUUCGCCUUAUCGAGCGUACAAAUGGUGCAACUGGACAACCAGAAAGCAAAACGGUUGCUUGAAAUUACAGCAGCUCCGUGGCCACAAUCGGAGAACAGGGAUGGGGGGGGACAAGUGGAUGAUGCCUUCCAGAGUUUCACUGAUGGAAAGGCGGUCGUCGUAGAGAUCGUCGGAAACGAUUCCGAAAAACGUUUGAAAUACAUUGUAGGCCCGGAUGAUCCUGCAAAGGCGCGACAACAGUCACCGAGCAGCUUACGAGCAUCUUACGGUAUCUCGAGGAGUCAGAACGCGGUGUACUGGAGCGCACCGGAAGAUAACAACCUGCUACUCCUAUCGGAGUUUGUGUCUGGCAUUUCAGCGGUCACUCCUUCUGAAAUCAGUCACGACUGCAGCUGCUGCGUCAUCAAACCCUCGGCACUCAAAUAUGCUGGGAACAUAGUGGACGAGAUCCUCAGUCACGGCUUCAGAAUCACUGCUGUCCAAUCGUUUCAUUUAAGCCGGAAUGCUGCUGACGAAUUCUAUGAGGUCUACAAAACUGUCCUCCCUGAAUACCCUCAGAGUUGGACUCGUACACGGCAUAAACACACACGGCUAACGCGCAAUUUUUGUCGAAGGCGAAUACCCGUUCCCCAAAGUCUAUUUAGUGGGUCAAGUUUGAUGGUCGACGAGCUGGCCCAGGGCGUUUGCCUAGCAAUGCAAGUCGAGCACGCAGAAAGAGACUCAGUCGCUCAACUGCGCCAACUAUCAGGACCAUAUGACCCAGAAGUGGCAAGGUUCGUGCGGCCACAAAGCCUUCGCGCAAAAUUUGGAUCCGAUCGUGUUCGCAACGCCGUUCACUGCACAGAUCUUGACGGUGACGCCAUACUUGAGGUUCAGUACUUCUUUUCUGUCCUUGCACACUCCCGGCAGUGA
Neospora caninum is the source of this 1260-nucleotide messenger RNA. Its product is annotated as putative nucleoside diphosphate kinase 7. The record is from RefSeq and is a predicted model, not a curated record. Bases 1 to 1260 code for a protein of 419 amino acids. Gene Ontology annotation, cellular component: centrosome. Lineage: Eukaryota; Apicomplexa; Conoidasida; Eucoccidiorida; Sarcocystidae. The transcript is spliced from 5 exons.